AUGGGAAAAAAAAGACUUGCCGAAGCUGCGCCACAAUUCCAAGCCGGCCAAGGCCUCGCAAGACAGGGAGCACCAGCCACCGCGGUUCUUCCGGCUGGUCUAGAUACACCUGGCACCCUAGAAAUAUAUCCAUCUGAACAUGCCAGUAAGUACCAACAAGCCGCUAUAUCUAACACACAGGCCUAUCAUUCGACCUUCUUGGCAGACGAGUCGCAAGAUACCAGACUUGUGGGCAACUUUGCAGUGCUGCCGCUGAGAACAAGGUUCAAAGGACCAGCGUAUCCUGCCUCGUCCGACUACGACAUCAUCGACGAGGUUCUUGACCUGUUUAGGGCCAACUCGUUUUUCAAGAACUUUGAGAUCAAGGGCCCUGCCGACCGGACACUGAUCUACGGAAUUCUGUUUGUCUCGCAGUGUCUGAACGCCCUCAAUGCCUCGACGUCGCAAAACGAGGCUGUUCGCGUUUUGACCAACCUUGCUCUGGACAACUUCUCAAUUCCCGGCGAGGUCGGUUUCCCGCUGAACUCUCUUUACCAGCCUCCAAGAGACAAGAACGAGGCGCUGUUCCUGAGACAGUACCUAGCCCAAUUCAGACAGGAACUGGCCAACCGUCUGAUUGCACGGAUUUACAAAGAUAGCAACCUACCAAGCAAGUACUGGCUGGCCUUUACCAGACGCAAGUUCAUGAAUAAGAGUCUGUAA
Ogataea angusta is the source of this 702-nucleotide messenger RNA. RefSeq lists its product as uncharacterized. Gene Ontology annotation, molecular function: actin filament binding. Gene Ontology annotation, cellular component: cytoskeleton; Arp2/3 protein complex. Bases 1 to 702 code for a protein of 233 amino acids. The transcript has a single exon. Gene Ontology annotation, biological process: regulation of actin filament polymerization; Arp2/3 complex-mediated actin nucleation. The record is from RefSeq and is a predicted model, not a curated record. Lineage: Eukaryota; Fungi; Ascomycota; Pichiomycetes; Pichiales; Pichiaceae.